AUGAAUAAUCAAGCAUCUGAUCAAAAAAUUAUCGAAAUUCGGACUCCAGUUUUAUCAGACUAAGAGGAAGACAACUAGAAUAACAAACCAUAAUAGCAUCCUUUGUAAAUAAUUUAUGUUAUAAGAAUAGAUAAUUUUUAUACAUCUCUCCUAAUUUGUUUGUUAAAUUAUGGCCUGAAAUUAAGAAGUAGCUUGCGUUAUUAAAGACAACUUAAAAUAAUUUGACACCGUUUAAUGUGUAAUAGAGCUUGGAAGAAAUUUAUUGUUUGCAUUUCCCAAAUGUACAAAUUUUAAUUAAGUUAGCCUUAACAAAUCAAAUCAAAAAUCAAUUUCAGAAACUUUUAUUUGGCUUUGGAUGGUUUUCCAUAAAAAAAAGAAUUCUUAGCUAAAGUCCCAUAGAUAGCUGAUUUGGCUCUAAAAAUGGAUUCAGAAUUUACAGAUUAUUUAAGCAUGCUCUAAGAAAGAGUGGAAUUAAAAAGAAUACAAGUGGCAAUUUUAUUGGCAAAUAUGUUUUUAUGUGUUAUGCACUUAUAACCUGAUUUUAAAUUAUUGCCUCCAGUUUUCAUAAUGGGAAAAUUAUUCAACAGAUAAAAUGAGGAUAAUGCACAAAAUAAUAUUAAGAUCUAGAAGAUAAGAUGUCUAUUAUAUUACUUCCUUCAUGUAUUUUCACCUGAAUUCAAGCCCUAAGACAGAAUUACCUUUACAAGAAAAAAGCAAAAUUUAACAAUACAUAGUAAUCCCUUAUGCGAAUUUAUAUAUUGCGAAUAUGGCUAAAUGGAGAAUGUGUCAGAUUGUUAUAUAGUUGACUUUGCAAAUAAGAGAAUUGGAGGAGGAGUACUUAAUCUGGGGUGUGUGCAAGAGGAAAUAUUGUUUUUGACUCAUCCAGAAGCUCUGGCAUCAUUACUAAUAACCACAGAGAUCAAACCAGACGAAUCGAUUAUUAUUGAAAAUGUCAACAGACUUAUAAUGUAUGAUGGGUAUAGAGAUAAAUUUGAAUGCAAAGGAACUGUUAAGUAAAUCCGAAGUGUCAAUUUAAUAGUAAGAAAUUUAAUCACAUUUUAUAUAGUGUAUAGAUGCAGGAGAAUACUCUGGCAGUUACCAUUAUCAAUACAAGGAUUACAAGAGGGAAUUGAUCAAAUCUUAUAGUGGAUUCUAUGGAAUUUCUCGUAUAUGCACAGGCAAAUGGGGUUGUGGAGCAUUUGGAGGUGAAUGGCAAUUAAAAGCUUUGAUUUAAUGGGUUGCUGCAUCUUUAGGAGGAUGCCAAUAAUUAGUGUUCGUCAAUGAUGAGCCUUAUCCAUAUAAUUAAGCAUUCAAUUUACUUAAAGUUCUAAAUUCAAAUUAAUUGUGGGAAUAAAUAUAAAAAUAUUGUUAAAAAAAGUCCAAGGAAGAAAUGAGUAAAAUUAAUGCUAUUGAUUUUAUAUUAUCUUAAAAAUAAUUUUGA
This is a messenger RNA of Paramecium octaurelia, 1441 nucleotides long. Lineage: Eukaryota; Ciliophora; Oligohymenophorea; Peniculida; Parameciidae. The record is from the annotation of a GenBank genome assembly.